This is a messenger RNA of Manis javanica (Malayan pangolin), 1624 nucleotides long. It is a transcript of the gene RHOH, whose product is annotated as ras homolog family member H. NCBI's taxonomy places the organism in Eukaryota, Metazoa, Chordata, Mammalia, Pholidota, Manidae. Gene Ontology annotation, biological process: small GTPase-mediated signal transduction. The record is from RefSeq and is a predicted model, not a curated record. Gene Ontology annotation, molecular function: GTPase activity; GTP binding.
UGCUAAUCUCUUUUGUCAUAUUCGGAUUGUUCCUGCUGCCUCAGUCAUCCUGCACACUAAACACCACCAUCCUGGGCUGGACUCUCUACCAGCUCCUCUUACAUUUCUAGCUCUUCAGAUGUGAAUCAGUUACAUUCUUGGGGAGGAAGGAGAGGUUGGUGGUAGAAGGAAACCAGAACUCUGAAAGGACUUGGACUCCUUUUGUUCUUACCUACCUGCACGAAACAAAUUUGACUUCCGGAGUCAGUCAUUUUGGUGUCAAAAAAAUUUCUUUGGCAUUCUACAACAGUUCCCACCAUGGCAGGGAUCUAUUAGAAACUGAAACUGUGGAGAGUGCGGACAGCUCCCUUCCCCCCUUCGUGGAGCAGGAACCAGUGGAGAGCUGUUUGAAAACGUCUCCUUCACAUAUCAGCUGAAGACAGGCCUUUGGAGGUUUUCCAAGCAAAUAGUGAGUCUCCUUUGGAUGGACAGGGAAAAGUAACAUUCUGCAAAUUGCCAUCAGAGGUCCUGAGAACACAAACCCAUCUAUUUGGUUUUCAUUCCCUGUGUUGAAUGGCAUUUGCUGCGACAGCCCACUGAGGGCUCUUUUUCUUGGAUUCUGAACUUGUAACUAGGAAUCCAGGCUGGGAAGAUGUUGAGUUCCAUCAAGUGUGUGCUGGUGGGAGACUCUGCCGUGGGGAAGACCUCUCUGUUGGUGCGCUUCACCUCAGAGACCUUCCCGGAGGCCUACAAGCCCACGGUGUAUGAGAACACAGGUGUGGAUGUCUUCAUGGAUGGCAUCCAGAUCAGCCUGGGCCUCUGGGAUACGGCCGGCAACGAUGCCUUCAGAAGCAUUCGCCCACUGUCCUACCAGCAGGCAGACGUGGUGCUAAUGUGCUACUCCGUGGCCAACCAUAACUCCUUCCUGAACCUGAAGAGCAAGUGGAUUGGUGAAAUCAGGAGCAACUUGCCCUGCACCCCUGUGCUGGUGGUGGCCACCCAGACUGACCAGCGGGAGGUGGGGCCCCACAGAGCCUCCUGCAUCAGUGCCAUAGAUGGAAAGAGACUGGCCCAGGAAGUGAGAGCAAAGGGCUACCUGGAGUGCUCAGCCCUCAGCAACCGGGGGGUACAGCAGGUGUUUGAGUGUGCCGUCCGAACUGCUGUCAACCAAGCCAGGAGACGCAGAAGGAGGAGGUUCUUCUCUAUUAAUGAGUGCAAGAUCUUCUAAGCCCCGAGAGACUUCAGUGAGUACUCAUUUACUCACUGCAAAGAUGAAUAGGGGCAGGGAGAGCAGGCAAGCCAACAAGGACUGAUGCUCUUUCUGGGGAACCCCGAGCUGUGAUUCCUUUCAGAUACAGUUGUUGCUACAAGUUGAGACCUGACCACUAGAUACACUCUACAAAUGGACUCCUUGCCCAGUCCAACAGAAGAUCCUUUGGGAAGCUGUAAUGAAUAUUACAUCUUCGAUUAAAAAACCAAAAUCGUCUCUGCAAUUUUGGACAGAGGAUUCCAUAUUUAAAGACACAUUUUAUUUAAAUAAUAACAAAAUGUACAGCUCUUGCAUAUGAUUAGUUUUGAUACCUUUCCUAUAUGCUCAUAAGCACAAACUGCUGUAUGAGUGAAAUAAACUUACAGGGCUGUGCCA